Messenger RNA from Closterium sp. NIES-67, 2639 nucleotides. Lineage: Eukaryota; Viridiplantae; Streptophyta; Zygnematophyceae; Desmidiales; Closteriaceae. The record is from the annotation of a GenBank genome assembly.
AUGAUAGCCUUAUGCAUUCCGCCAUUACCUCACCAAUAAGUACCUCCAAAUUCCAGCAUUCUCGCAUUCGCCUGUCGCCAUCAGAUUAUUUGACACCGUCGACACACCGUAGUCACACUAAUAGUAGUCACAAAGGAGGCAAUUGUCGGUUGUACUUGGCAUAAAUUCGGAAAACACUUCCCGUGAGCAGCAUUUGGGAUCCAAUGGCUCCCCAUAGAUGCUUACUCCUAGCAGUAAUAACCCUGGCCGUCACCAUAACUCUUCUCCCCGUCGCCACUGCAAACAAGCACACCCCACAGUCACACCGCCACCAGAAGCAACCGCAGCAGCAGCGCCAGCCCCAUUUCCUCACCAUAUUCACAGCACCCAAGCCCUACACGUCCAUCCUCGACCCUUCCUCCCCCCACGCGGACCCGCAGCGGCGCGCGCUGCUCUCCUGGCUGCGCUUGCGCCCGUCCCCCAAGAUCGUCCUCCUGGGGAACGACUCCUCUUUCCACGCGCUCGCGCGGCAAUUCCCCGAGCACGUCGCGGUCGAAUCCGCUAUCGACACGAAUUUCUACGGUGUGCCGCAGGUCCAUAGCGUUAUCGCGCGCGCUCAAACCGCGGAUACGCCCGUCUCGAUGGUCAUCAACGCAGAUGUCGUGCUACUGAACGACGUCAUGGCUGCCAUGCGAAAAGUUCACGAAAGCUUUCGCCACUGGGUGGUAACCGCGGCGCGGUGGGACAUGCCCGAGGAUUUUCCGUACUCGUUCGAGCGGGAAAUGUGGGCGGGCCGCGGCCAUCGGGAACAUGAGGCGACAAUUCGCGAGUUCGUACGUACGCACGGCACGCUGCACACGUACGGCGGAGUCGACUUCUGGGCGUGGAACAACGACGACCGUACGCCGGUCCCGCUGGUGAAAGAAACCGUACCGCCGUUCUCGUACGGUCGCGGGAAGUACGACAACUGGCUGACGCAUGAGAUCAUCGCGUCGGGAUUGCGGGAGAUUGUCGACGCCAGCGAGGCCGUCACGGCCGUGCACGUGGCGCACUCCUAUUCGCACGUGGUGGAGUCGGCGUUCACGAAAAACGCGGCGGGAUUGGCGGGGAAGAGCUUCUGGAGCACGCGGGUGAACAGUAGCUGGGAGCUGUUCGCCAACAUUCACCUCGCGCACACGCACGGCACGUACGCCAAUCAGAAAGGGACACCUCUGCACGUGCCGGUCAAGCUGAUGAACUGCCUGGAAGCUUCGGCCAACUUCCUUUGCCUGCAGCGGCGCCUGCGCCCCGCGGUGUGUUCGUGCGAGUACUCCUCCUCAGUGGCCGCCUCUCAGACGGACCCCAAGCUGAGCGCCAAGCAGCAGCAGUGGACGUGCGGGUCUGUGGCCUCCACCAACGUCACCGACUACACCAUCAACCCCAUCCCCCACACAGCUAACUCCUCCAGCAGCAGCAGCAGCAGCAGCAGUGCAGGAACGGGGAAUCCAGCCAACUCCUCCUCCUCCUCCUCCCCCUCCUCCUCUCCUGUGGGCCUCCCCCACACCAUGGAGCAGCUGCUGCCAGUGUUAGCGCGCAGGGUACCGGACGGGCAGGGAGGGGAGCUACAGGUGGUGACGCUGGUGGCGGUGACGGCGGGGUAUGCAGAGAUGCUGAUGAGCUUUGUGUGCCGCCUGCGCUCCCUCGGCCUCGCCUCCAACCUCCUCGUCGCCGCCCUCGACGAGGACCUCUACCGCUUCGCCUUCACGCAGGGCCUGCCCGUGUACUACGAGCAGGCAAGCGAAGAGGUGAAGCACAUGAGAGCCAGUGAGUGUGGCUACGGCAGCCAGUGCUUCCGCCAUUUCACCAAGCUAAAGUCUCGCUCCGUGCUCAAAGUCCUCAAGGCCGGUUACUCAGUGCUCUGGACCGAUGUCGACAUCGUCUGGUUCACCGACCCUCUCCCGGACCUCCUCUCGUAUGGCUCGGGAACUCUCCCAAUCCAGAGCAACGAACCGGACGCGAACCUUCCAGGAACCGGUGUCCGGAGGAUCAACUCGGGGUUCUAUUUCGCCCGGGCAGACCAGAAAACAGUCGAGGCGUUCGAGGCGAUCACUGCGCAUGCAGCAGCGACAAAACUUUCGGAGCAGCCGAGUUUCUAUGAUGUUCUAUGUGGGGAGGCAGGGGAGCUUGUAGCUGCCGGAAGGGAGGAGUGCGUGUGGAAGAACGGGCUAAGAACCGUGUUUCUAGACAGAGCUCGAUACCCCAACGGUGCGGUACAUGGCUUGUGGGAGCAGAAGGAUGUGAGCCGGGCGUGUGCCAAGGUGGGAUGCUCCAUUCUGCAUAAUAACUGGAUUUCGGGGCGGGAGGAGAAGAUGAGGCGGUUUCUGAUGAACGACAUGUGGCAUUACGAUGCUGAACGGCACAUGUGCGUGUGGGAGUGGCAUGGGAAGGUGCCGCCGUUGGUGAGGCAUGGGGGGGAUGGGAUAGGCAGAGUUGAGACGAGCGAGGGAGCUGGUGGGGCGAUGCAGAGGAAGAGGGUCCGCAAGCAAGCUUCUGCAGCAGCACUGUAGGGUAUGGGUUGAGUUGGGUUGAUUUGACUUGCUUGCACAGUUAACCACGCAGUUCUAUGAAUAGCAGCACUUUUUCGGGGGGGCCUCCCCUCCUGUGAUUGAGUUGAGAUGCCU